Molecule: messenger RNA, 6115 nt
Organism: Paramuricea clavata
Lineage: Eukaryota; Metazoa; Cnidaria; Anthozoa; Malacalcyonacea; Plexauridae
Source: the annotation of a GenBank genome assembly
GGCUAGGACCCUAUUAAAGUUAAGUAUUAAAAAUACAGUAUACACAAUAAUAUACGUACGGGUUAGCGUAAUCUGGGCCUCGUCCUGUACAAUGUAUUGGAUCUAACUCGUCCAUUGGAUAAGCAUACUUGAUAUAGUUAUCAUAUCCAAAAUAAAACAUCUGUUUCGCUUCAUCUCGCAAUCUCAGUCGAUCACUUUCGCCAAAAUAGCUGUACACCGUUGUGUAGUUUCGCCAUUGUGACCCAUUUUGACGUGAAAAUAGUUUAAAAAUAUCGAAAUUUUGCACAAAAUUAACUAGGACUACUAAGACUAUAAAAUAUUGAAUUUCCAUGUAAAAAUAUUUGUCAUUUAGUAAUGAAAAUAAAGGACAUUUCUAAAUAUUUUUACGAACGUGAUUUAAAUUUGUUUACUUCCCAUCCAAUGACGUAACAACACGUCCGCAACUGAUCUCAAUGUCUGGAUCCUCUGGUCUGGAUCGUUCAAUGCAGGGUAAUAAUUCCGUACGGGUAUUUGCACUCAGUAUUUUCCGCCAUAUUGAAUUUCACUGACUAAACUUCAAGGAUUUAUAGCUGUUUUAUUUGAAAAAAUCAUCCAUUUGACAAUGCCUGUUGAAAAUUUAGAAGAAGAAGGACUGCCUAAGAAUCCUAAUCUUGAAAUAGCGCAAUGGCGGUAUACUCUGACCGCACCACAUGGAGUUAACAAAGAUGAAACUGCCACUAAACUGUUGAAUGCUAUCAAAGAAAAUAGUAAGUUGUGAAGUUUAUAACUUAUUGUUGUUUUCUGUCUAUUAACAGUGAGUUGACAGAGGAUUGCUAACUUGCCCUGGUAUUCUCCUAACUUUAUUAGACAUGGCGCCAUUUUAUGAAGAAAUCUGUCCUGAUCUUGGUUGGAUUAUUGACCAAACUUUGCUAGAGAACAUGAAAGUAUCCAAUAAGACUGAACUGAAGAAGCUUGAGAAGGCUAUUGAAGAUGCCGAGACUAAUCUGGGAGAAACUGAAGUGCGAGAUGCCUUGCUGACAAAAGCAGAGCAUCUCUGUAAAAUAGGCGACAAAGUAUGUCAGAAACUGACCGCAAAUAGAUUCAUCCCCCUUCGCGUAUUUGUUCCACGAUUUCUUAACACCCUGCUACCCUAGCCCAUCGUGGACCUUUAAUAUCUAGCCUGUCUAACCACCUUACCCCUUGCGGAACAAAUCUGUGAAACAUGACAAAAUCUAUUUGUACUAUGACCAUACUGUGAUAGAUCUGAACGGAAAGUUUGGAAAUUGCUUAGGGCCAUUCCAUUUAAUAUACUCCCCCCCCCCCCUAUGGACGAGAAUUUCUGAGGGGUGUUGAAAAAGCUGUUUCUGAGGAGUUGUGUGCAUCGGCAUCCUUUGAUCUUUGCAUUUUUUCUGAGGGGUAAGGCAAAAAUUUCUUAAUUUCUGGGGGGUGUUUGUGUCGGCACUUUGAUUUUUUUUUCUUAGGGGUUCAAAUUUUAUUGACCUCGUCCAUGGGGGCACAUUAAAUGGAAUGGCUCUUGCCGAAGAUUUUGAAAAUGUUAAAUUACCAUUACAAAAUAUUAAAUUACAGUACCAUUUAUAUUUUUUGAACUAAUUUCCAUUAGGAAGGCGCUUUGACAGCUCUGAGAAAAACUUAUGAAAAAACUGUGACGACUGGGUUUAAAUUGGACAUCAUAUUUUAUUAUUUACGGAUUGGUUUAUUUUAUAUGGACAAUGAUUUGAUUACCAGAAAUAUUGAAGAAGCUAAAAGGUAAGACUUUUUGAAGGACGUUUUCAUACUUGUUAAUCAGUUAUUUCACAAACAGAACCCCCCCCCCCCACCCUCCCCUGCUAAGGGAAAAGUUUUUCAAUUUGGAAAGGCAAUAUCACUAUUACCACAAUGAUUUCUCUGAACCAUUCCAGGGGAAAUGUUUUACCAGAGUACUGCUGUGUGUCACUCCAAUCUGGUUGGAAACAUUCCUGAAUUAAUUACCAAAACACAAAUGCAUUACAAUAGACAACUUGCAUGUUAGACUAAUUUUUUAUUUAGGCAAGAAAAAGUAGAUUCCUGUAAAGAACUUAUUAAAAUCAGUAAAAUUGCAAAAUUUGGUUACGAAAUGUUGUAAAAUACAGAAAAUAUAGCCUUGCGAAGUUUGCAUAUUUUCAGUAUGUUUGUAUUACGUGCGGAAAUUGUUACCAUUUUUGAGUCGAAAAUGGUGACAAUUUCCGCACGUAAUACAAAUAUACUGAAAAUAUACAAACUUCGCAAGGCUAUAUUUUCUGUAUUUUACAACAUUUUGCAACCAAAUUUUGCAAUUUUACUAAUUUCAUUAUGUUCUUUUUAACUGUUGUGUUUGAUUCCCUUCUCUUUACUUAGCUAAUUAGAUUAAAAUUUAGUCUAACAUGCAAGUUGUCCAUUGCUUCUAAACAAAAUAUUUUGUAUUGCAGUCUGAUUGAUAAAGGUGGCGAUUGGGACAGAAGAAAUCGUCUAAAGGUCUACCAUGGUUUGUACUAUUUGUCCAUUCGAGACUUCAAGAAUGCAGCAGAAAAUUUCCUUGAGUCUAUAUCAACAUUCACGUCCUAUGAACUGAUGGAUUACAAAGUUUUUGUCACCUAUACAGUUUUAACAAGCAUGAUUGCGUUGCCAAGGACACAACUCCGGGAGAAAGUAAGGUUUUGAUUUCUGAGCUUUGAUGAGUUUGACUACAUUGAUCAAAUUAAUUUGUUUUCUUGGUUUUAGGUUGUGAAUGGUUCUGAAAUACUUGAGAUGUUGCAUCAGUUGCCUGAUAUUCAAGAGUUUCUAAUGUCUUUCUAUGAUUGCCAUUAUGAUAAAUUCUUUCUUUCCCUUGGUAGGUCUCUUAUCAUUAUCAUCGUCAAUAUCAUCAUUAUCAUCAUCAUUAUUAUCAUCAUCAAUAUCAUCAUCAUCAUCAUUAUUAUCAUCAUUGUCAUCAUUAUCAUCAUCAUUAUCUUCAUUAUCAUCAUUAUCAUCAUUAUCAAUACCAUCAUUAUCAUCAUCAUUAUUAUCAUUAUUAUCAUCAUUAUCAUCAUCAUCACCAUUAUCAUCAUUAUCAUCACCAUUAUCAUCAUUAUCAUCAUCAUUAUCAAUAUCAUUAUCAUUAUCAUCAUUAUCAUCAUCAGUAUCAUCAUUAUCAUCAUCAUUAUCAUCAUCAUCAUCAUUAUCAUCAUCAUCAGUAUUAUCAUUAUCAUCAUUAUCAUCAUCAUUAUCAUCAUCAUCAUCAUUAUCAUCAUCAUCAUUAUCAUCAUUAUCAUCAUUAUCAUCAUCAUUAUCAUCAUCAUUAUCAUCAUUAUUAUCAUCAUCAUUAUUUUCAUCACCAAAAUUAGAGAGGUUCAGAUUUGACUUCCACCACCACUACCUCUUACUGGCUUAGUAUGCAUCUGAUUGGUUAAUCAGAUAUAUGAAACUCAUCUGAUUGGUUAAUCAGAUAUAUGAAACUCAUCUGAUUGGUUAAUCAGAUAUAUGAAACUCAUCUGAUUGGUUAAUAGUCUCUUAAUGGUUGCAGUGGUGGCAGUGGUCAAAUCUGAACCUCUCUAUUAUCAUCAUCACUCCACCAUCAUCACCAGCACAAUUAUCACCACCACCACAUACACCAUCACCAUCUGUCCACCAUCACCUUCUGUCCACCAUCACCACCUGCCACAAUUAUCACCACUACUACCAUCACAACCAUACAUUUCAUCUUUUCCACAGCCAAAGUUGAGCAAGAAAUGAAACAAGAUCGAUACUUCCACUCACACUAUCAUUACUAUGUCCGUGAAAUGAGAAUACUGGGUUACAGUCAACUGCUGGAAUCAUAUCGCAGUCUUACACUACAAUAUAUGGCCAAUGCAUUUGGUGUCAGUGAGGAAUUUAUAGACAGGUAUGCUACAAUAUGUCAUCACCUUUUCGGUGUGUUUCAGUAAGUGUUAAAUGCACUGUGAAUGCAGCAGAUCAACUUUAGAAAUGCUGUCACUGGUAUCUCUCAAUACAGCCUUGUGAAAAGUUCUUAGCCUCAAGUGGCUAUGUAUAGAGCCUCAUGUUCAGACGGGUGUAUUCUAUAAGAAAAGAAUGAGCAUAAGUUGAGCAUAUUUCUUGUGUCUUAGGGAAUUAUCAAGGUAUAUUGCAGCAGGCAGAUUGAACUGCAAAAUUGAUAAAGUCAAUGGAGUCGUAGAAACAAACAGACCAGAUCACAAAAACUGGCAAUAUCAGGUAAUAAGUUCUUUAUGGGACUGCAUUGCGAUAAAACAUAUAAUACUUUUUGUUUGUGGAAACACCACGUAAAUUUAUUACUGCAGUAAUAAAUUUAUGUGGUGUUUCCACAAACAAAGAUAUUAUUAAUUAAUAUCAGGUAAGUACCAUGUGUACUUAAAAUAUUUCACACACAGAGAUAUAUUCCAAGAACUACCAACAAAAGAAUAUGAACAAGCUUUUGUUGUUAGAGAUGCAACUACCUGAAAAAUAUAAGCUAAGGAGAAUUUCGAUGUUUCGAAAUCGUUUCUAGCUUUUGGCUGGUAACUUCAGACGAAGGGCCUUCGCUCGAAACGUCGAAAUUCUCCUUGACUAUACCUGAAAUGUAUAUUUUUCAGUUAGUUGCAUCCCUAGCAACGAAAGCUUGUUCAUAUUAUUGCCUCUACCUACACUGGAUCACACAGUUCAAGAUUAUAAACAAAAGAAUAGCAUGUUGAUUUAUUUUUUCGUUUAUUUGUUAUUUAGUCCGUGAUUAAGCAAGGUGAUCUGCUACUAAACCGAAUUCAGAAGUUAAGUCGUAUUAUUAACGUGUAGACCACGUGACUUGUGUGUGGUAUUAUUAAACAUUCAACAUGUAUUAAGCUUUUGAGACGUUUCAUAACUAGAUAUUAUAAUAUACACAUUUCAUACUCUGUCUCAUUAACCACAGUUGUCCAGUAAAUUUGUGGUGCUAGAUUUUGCCAGUUUGAAUAUAUAAAAGUGUUUUGACUUUUACCUGGAAAGUCAUCACUUUCAUAUGUUUUGGCCAGUGAGAAUCUAACACAAAAAUCCUGUAUUUCAAGACCUAUUUUGUAUUGGUUUAAUCCUAUGGUUUAAUCACAUUGAUAACGUGUAAAGGUAUGAUUGAUGGGUUGGACAACAUGGGUGACUGUAGUACAUCCAUCCAUUGUUACACUGUACAAAAACACGCAAGACUAAAAACUACAUCACAUAUUAAGGCACAGGUAUUCCAUGUCUUUUAAAUGAUCCACUCUGGUACAGAUCCGUAAUUUCAACAGCCAUAAGUUCACAUUUAAAUAUAAAGAAGUCAUCUAUGUAUCCAUCUAACGGUCGCUCGUUCCUAUAGUCUCCAAUGUUAGCACAACCCCAGUCAGGGGAGAGGGCGUCCACCCUUGCGUUUUUACCGAAUUUUUGUAACUGUGAAUUAGUACUUAGUUUUCCAUUUUCUCCGUUGAUGUAAAUUUUUGCCACUCUUGUGGAAGUACGAUACGUCCCUGCAAUAUGAGUCCAGGUAUCCGUUGGAACGCUUGAUUCUAAUUAGAGAAAAAUUGAGACAUUGUAAGGUGAUAAACACAAGAAAGAACGAACCACUAGCCUGAUAUGAUUUUAAUACCCGAUAUGAUUUUAAUACCUGAUAUAACGUUAAACACAGUCCUUUCCAUAUGAUCUCUGUGAAGCCAACGAACUUUCCCAUCAUUGAUUUCAAAAUGAAAUUGCGCUUUCCCAUUGGCUACAUCCGAUGCGCACGUAUGAAAGAGUUCAUGUUUGCCAGUUGAUGACGUCGUCUUUACCCAUAAUGCAACAGUAAUAGCAGAACUUGGUCGAUUGUGAAAGCCUUUUGCUCCAAGUGAGACGUUGGAGUGUUUUGGCAAGUGUAGACAUUUGGCAAACUUUCCGUUGUUUUCAAGUUUCGCUGUACCAGCUAUUGUCCCGUGGUUGGCAUUGUUUGAAGUGUCGUACGCGCGGCCAUCCAUCAACGUAUCGAAUGUAUAGUGUACACUUAAACACCCCGCGUCACCUUAAAUGACAAAAACUAUCAGGUGUAACUGUGAAAAGCAGAAACCAACAGGCCAAGCCACCACGAAUACACAUCAAAACAGACUCAACUCGCAUGAGUCCUGUAUAACCUCAGAUCAUUUUAAGAUAGCUCUACACAUUCCAGAACAUGUACUAC